Molecule: messenger RNA, 1765 nt
Organism: Cyprinodon tularosa
Lineage: Eukaryota; Metazoa; Chordata; Actinopteri; Cyprinodontiformes; Cyprinodontidae
Gene: sf3a3
Product: splicing factor 3a, subunit 3
Exons: 17
Coding region: 113-1618 (501 amino acids)
Biological process (GO): mRNA splicing, via spliceosome
Cellular component (GO): spliceosomal complex; nucleus
Molecular function (GO): RNA binding; zinc ion binding
Source: RefSeq, a predicted model, not a curated record
AUUUAAAGCACGGACCGCUGUUCAGUCCAUCCGCCGUUGAAAACAAUCGUAGCUGCUCCGGUGGCUAACGCUGUGAGCUAACUGUGAGCUAACUGUGAGGCAGGCAGCGACCAUGGAGACCAUCCUGGAACAGCAGCGGCGAUACCACGAGGAGAAGGAGCGGCUGAUGGACGCCAAAACUAAAGAAAUGUUACAUAAAAAGUCCACGCUGCGGGAGCAAAUUAACUCCGAUCAUCGCAUUAGAGCCAUGCUGGAUAGGUACAUGGAGGUCAGCGCCAACCUGAGAGACUCCUAUGAGGACAAAGACGGGAUGCGGAGAGACGAGCUGGCCGCCAUUUCUGGACCAAACGAGUUUGCAGAGUUCUACAACCGACUGAAGCACAUCAAGGAGUUCCACCGCAAGCAUCCCAACGAGAUUUCCAUCCCCAUGUCUGCAGAGUUUGAGGAGCUGAUGAAGGCCAGAGACAACCCCAGCGAGGAGGCGCAGAACAUGGUGGACUUCACUGAUGAGGAGGGAUACGGCCGCUACCUGGACCUCCACGACUGCUACCUGAAGUACAUCAACCUGAAGGGGAUGGAGAAACUGGACUACAUCAGCUACCUGUCCUCCUUCGACCAGCUCUUCGACAUCCCCAAGGACCGCAAGAACGCAGAGUACAAGAAGUACCUGGAGAUGCUGCUGGAGUACCUGCAGGACUACACGGACCGGGUCAAACCUCUGCUGGACCAGAACGAGCUCUAUGGGAAAGUUCUGCUGGACUUUGAGAAGAAGUGGGAGAACGGGACGUUCCCAGGCUGGCCGAAAGAGACCAGCAGCGCUCUGACCCAUGCUGGAGCUCACCUGGACCUGUCUGCGUUCUCCUCCUGGGAGGAGCUGGCCUCUCUGGGUCUGGACCGGCUGAAGUCUGCUCUGAUGGCUCUGGGUCUGAAAUGUGGAGGGACUCUGGAGGAGAGAGCUCAGAGGCUGUUCAGCACCAAGGGCCGGUCCCUGGAGGCCCUGGACCAGGCUCUGUUCGCCAAGAACCCCAAAGCCAAAGGGCCCAAAAAAGACACGGAGCGGAACAGAGAGACGGCCUUCCUGGAGGCUCAGGUCUACGAGUACGUGGAGGUUCUGGGGGAACAAAGGCAGCUAACCCAUGAGAACGUGCAGAGGAAGCAGGCCAGGACGGGGGAGGAGCGUGAGGAGGAGGAGGAGGAGCAGCUGAGUGAGAGCGAGAGUGAAGAUGAAGACAACGAGAUCAUCUACAACCCAAAGAACCUGCCGCUGGGCUGGGAUGGCAAGCCCAUCCCCUACUGGCUCUACAAGCUCCACGGCCUCAACAUCAACUACAACUGUGAGAUCUGUGGGAACUACACCUACCGAGGACCCAAGGCCUUCCAGAGACACUUCGCGGAGUGGCGCCACGCACACGGGAUGCGCUGUCUGGGAAUCCCCAACACGGCUCACUUUGCUAACGUCACGCAGAUAGAGGACGCCGUCUCCUUGUGGGCCAAGCUGAAGUCCCAGAAGGCGUUGGAGCGGUGGCAGCCAGACACCGAGGAGGAGUAUGAGGACUCCAUUGGAAAUGUGGUCAACAAGAAGACGUAUGAGGACCUGAAGAGACAGGGGCUGCUGUAGGACCCGGUUCUUCUCUAUGUGUUUUGGUUCUAUUCCUGAUGUUUGGCUGGAAGAAGAACUCCUCUUCCUCCUCCUCCUCUUCCUCCUCCUCUUCCUCCUCUUUUAUAGUUUGUAAAAUGAUUGAAAUAAAUUGAGGACUUUAGUCUC